Molecule: messenger RNA, 906 nt
Organism: Penicillium samsonianum
Lineage: Eukaryota; Fungi; Ascomycota; Eurotiomycetes; Eurotiales; Aspergillaceae
Product: metallophosphatase domain-containing protein
Exons: 1
Coding region: 1-906 (301 amino acids)
Molecular function (GO): hydrolase activity
Source: RefSeq, a predicted model, not a curated record
AUGUCUACAUUCAUCAAGGACGCGACAUUCACCAUCAUACCACCGAAAAAGCCAUCAGCCUGGGAACAAUUCCGAGAUCAACCUUGUCUCUUCCUCGCCCGCAAGCUCUCUGCCUGGCGACCAGCCAAUCUCCCCGAACUGCCUGAGAACCCAGUCACUAUAGUCUGCAUCUCAAACACCUACCACCAGCGACCAUCGAUACCACCUGGCGACAUUCUGAUCCAUGCCGGCGAUUUGACAUCAGAUGGAUCGCUCGCCGAGCUCCAAAUCACGCUGAACUGGCUACGAGCCCAGCCUCACCGCACUAAGAUUGUUGUGGCGGGUAGUUCUGACCGGUAUCUUGAUAAGAUGAAGAAGGGAGGUCGUCGCUGGAGACAUGGACAUCGCGAGAGGGCACACUGGGGUGACAUCAUCUAUCUGGAGCACCAGCAUGUCACCGUGACUGCCCGGAACGGACGCCAACUCCGAAUCUAUGGAAGUCCAUACUCACCAAUGACCAUUCCUUCCUCGGCCUUCCAGUACACUGCUUCUGAUAAUAUUUGGGACCGAAUCCCCGACAAUAUGGACAUUCUCAUUACUCACACGCCCCCAUACACACACCUCGACGAUCUCAAAGGCUGCCCGCAUUUGCUGGAACAGAUAUGGAGGGAUCAACCUCGACUGCAUGUUUUCGGAUCCUCUCUUGAGAAUUACGGAUUUCAAUUUUUGCACUAUGAUGCUCUUCAGGAGGCUCUUGAGCGCAUUGAGGCUGCGGGUGGGGGUUUCUUUAAUCUUCUGAGGGUAGUCAAAGGGCUUGUGCAAUCCUUCUUCCGCCCUGAUAUCCAAACCAAGACCGUGCUUGUGAACGCAUGCAUUAGCGGGGGAUUGUGGCAUAUUGAACGCCAACCGAUCACCGUUACUAUGUAA